AUGCUCCCUUAUGUAUUCAGAGCAACGAUCGGGAAGCAAGAGGAGAUAUGGUUAACGAUCGGACACCUGUGGAAGCGGCUCCGAUCUUCGUUGCUGUUGGGACAGGGCCCAGAUGGUAGUGACGCAUUGGGCCUCAUUCUGGCCACUGCCCAGUUUGUUCGGAAUAUCGUAGCCGAGGUACCCGAAAAUCAAGUUAAAGCCAUCGAAUCGGAAAACGACAUUAGGGAUAUCAUUCACUGGUUAUCGUCUUAUUAUCACGGGCUAGAUAGUCGAUACCACGCUGCAACACGGAUGCUUGUGCAAAUGCUUUCUAAUAUUGUGACCGGCAAUGACAGCCUCGUUUCUUCUUUAUGGAAUUCGUACAUGGAAUUCGAGGACGACAAGAGCCUUUUCCCCCGACUUCUCGUGAUCCCUGAUAAACAGGUUCGCAUUUCAACAUGCAUAUUCAUCCUUAACUGCGUCAAAGGGAGCCAUCAUAGGAGUCUUCAGCUCUCCGUCACUCAUGCGGGAGUACGCAUAUGUUCACUACUACUUAACCAAGCACAUGUACUUUUCGAACGAGAUGAAGACUCAGAAAAUGAUGAACUGCGACUUAUCAUCCAAAUCAUAGGCGAUCUGUGCCAAAUGUCUUUGGCACAUUCUUUGUGGAAGUCUUUAUCCGUCGAAGAUGAGGUCAUCACGCCUCAACAGAUAACCUUCCUUAAACUCCUUGACGCAAGGCUCCAGGAAGGGAUUAACAUUGACAUCAAAUCGAACAAUUUUGUGGGUGGCGUACUAUGCCACUUCAUGGAACACACACGAGCCUCUGUUUCUGACACGCUAGAGCAAGCGCAACAAAAUGGACACCCAGUGACGCUGGACCCACGGUUACCGCACAUCUUCGAGGCAAUAAUAAUGCUCAAUCAAUGCACCAUAUCCAUCUUGUUGUUUGAGGCUGAACAGCCCACGUCAGAAACGACGUUUCGAGACUCUUUACUCGCUGGGUUGCAUGCCAUAGAGACAAUUAUCGAGUGUCUGAAACUCCUUGACAUGUUCCUUCCGCGAAUCUUGUGGGGGAAGGCACAACAUUCCCAUCCACAACCAUCACGAUUAGUGGAUUCAUGGACGGCCGCAGAUCCGGCCGCAUUCUCAUACAUGAAACGCGAUCUCGUCAGAUUACUCGGCAUUUUAUGUCACAGACGUAAAGAUGUCCAGGACAAAGUACGGGAUUGUGGUGGUAUACAUGUAGUUCUUAAUCUUUGCGUCGUCGAUGAGCGAAAUCCAUAUCUUCGAGAGCACGCUCUCUUCACAUUAAGGAAUUUGCUUGCCGGGAACGAUGAGAACCAGAAAAUAGUAGCGGAGUUGGAACCAAUGGGUGUAUGGUCUGAAGACGGGGAACUAAAGGAUGUGUCAGGACGCGUGAGGAAGUAA
This is a messenger RNA of Cantharellus anzutake, 1410 nucleotides long. Its product is annotated as spinocerebellar ataxia type 10 protein domain-containing protein. Bases 1 to 1410 code for a protein of 469 amino acids. NCBI's taxonomy places the organism in Eukaryota, Fungi, Basidiomycota, Agaricomycetes, Cantharellales, Hydnaceae. Gene Ontology annotation, cellular component: cytosol. The record is from RefSeq and is a predicted model, not a curated record. The transcript has 9 exons.